AUGGUGGACGUCCGGUCCAAGAACCUCUAUGAGCUUCUUGGCAAUGAUCCCGAGCUCGACCCCAACAGACCCCCUGCCCCUCCCGCCCGGGCUGUCGACCGACCAGCUGCCCGUGUUGGCAAGCGUGAUGCCCCCAAGGAGGCUCCCGCUGCCGGAGCUGCCGCUCCCCGCGCUGAGAACGCUGGCCGCCGUGGUGGCCGUGUGAACGCUGGCAACGACGCUGCCUACCGUGACCGUAACGCCGGUCGCACCAACAACCGCUCCAAGCCUACCGACGAGGCCGAGCAGCCCGCCCGCCCUCGUGGCAACCGUGGUCCCCGCGGUGACCGUCAGUCCCGCACUGGCCAGACCGAUACUCGCAAGCAGGUCCAGCAGGGCUGGGGCGCCGAGUCCGGCGAAAAGACCUGGGACGACGAGCGUGUUGGCGAGAACAUCGCCAAGGAGGACGAGAAGGACCCCCAGACUCCCGCUGAGGAUGCCGAGGAGGCCGAUAAGUCCAAGUCUUUCACCGACUACCUCGCCGAGAAGGCCGCCCGUGAGUCUCUGGCUGCCAAGCCCGUCCGUGCCGCCAACGAGGGCGCCGCCGGUGACAAGAAGUGGGCUACCGCUACUGAGCUGAAGCGCGGUGACGAGAACGUCAGCUACAUCGCCCCUACCGCUGAGAAGACCCAGCGCCAGAAGCAGCGCAAGGAGAAGAACCUCCUCGAUGUCGACAUGCGCUUCGUCGAGCAGCCUCGCACCGGUCCCCCCUCCGGUGACCGUCCCCGUGGCGGCCGUGGUGGCCGUGGUGGCGAGCGUGGUGACCGUGCUCCCCGCGGUGACCGUCCUGCUCCCCGUGGUGACCGUCCUGCUCGUGGUGGCGACCGUGCCCCCCGUGGUGACCGUGCUCCUCGUGGUGGUGCCGCUCCCCGUGGUGGUGCUGCUCCCGCUCCUCGCGGCGGCCGUGGUGGUGCCCGUGCCCCUGCCGGCCCUACUGUCGACGAGAAGAACUUCCCUAGCCUGGGCGGCAACUAA
Molecule: messenger RNA, 1014 nt
Organism: Penicillium angulare
Lineage: Eukaryota; Fungi; Ascomycota; Eurotiomycetes; Eurotiales; Aspergillaceae
Gene: stm1
Exons: 5
Coding region: 1-1014 (337 amino acids)
Source: RefSeq, a predicted model, not a curated record